AUGUCUUCCUCAUCAACUGAUGAAGUAGAUGAAGCUUUAGACGAAAUAGUCGACCAAGUAGUUGAAAAUUACAUCGACUCAAUGGUUGAUGGUGAAGCCAACAAGCCGACGAGACGAACUUAUAUCGAAAGAGAUCGGGAACUAGGACACAGUCAACUAUGGAACAAUUAUUUCAAGGAAAAUCCUACAUACCCACCGGAAUUGUUUAGGCGGCGUUUUCGAAUGAACAAGCCAUUGUUCCUUCGCAUUGUCGAACGCCUAAGUAGUGAAGUUCCAUACUUUCAGCAAAGAAGAAAUACUCACGGAAGGUACAGGCUAUCUGCACUUCAAAAGUGUACAGCAGCUAUACGUAUGCUGGCAUAUGGUCAAUCGGAAGAUACAUAUGACGAAUAUCUACGACUUGGUGAAAGUACAUCAUGUUUCUGUUUGGAAAAUUUUACUAAUGGGAUAAUACUAUUGUUUGGAGAUGAGUAUCUACGAAGACCUACACCUGAAGAUCUUCAACGAUUACUCGAUGUUGGAGAGGUACGCGGGUUUCCAGGGAUGAUAGGCAGCAUCGAUUGUAUGCAUUGGGAGUGGAAAAACUGCCCAACGGCUUGGAAAGGUCAGUACACAGGUGGUUCAGGAAAGCCGACAAUUGUCUUAGAAGCUGUGGCAUUACAAGAUCUUUGGAUAUGGCACGUAUUUUUCAGAUUACCAGGAAAAGAUUGGAAAGAUAAUGAGAACUUGUGUCAUAUUGCACAAAUGAUAGUAGAGAACGAACGACACGGGUACACUCAAAUUGAUACAUCUGAGUUCGAGUCAGGAGAGUCAAGCAGAAGUUCCAAGGUGUAA
Messenger RNA from Brassica rapa (field mustard), 834 nucleotides. RefSeq lists its product as uncharacterized. Lineage: Eukaryota; Viridiplantae; Streptophyta; Magnoliopsida; Brassicales; Brassicaceae. The record is from RefSeq and is a predicted model, not a curated record.